UUUCACAUGUUUGUUUUGUUCUGUUUGUGCUGGUGCAGUCUGAUUGGUGUGUUUAGUGAGUCAGUGUCAGUGAUGGAGGGAGAUUCUGUCACUCUAAACACUGAUGUUACUGAAAUACGUGAAGACGACGACAUAACGUGGACAUUUGGAGCUGAAAACUCUCUCAUUGUUAAAAUCAGCACUGAGAAACACACCCUCUUCACAUUUGAUGUUCCAGAUGGGAGAUUCAGAGACAGACUGAAGCUGGACAAACAAACUGGAUCUCUGACCAUCACAGACAUCACAACUCAACAUGCUGGACUCUAUCAACUAGACAUAAUGGGUGUAAAAUGGUCAUCAAAAACAUUCAGUGUUUCUGUCUAUGCUCGUCUGCCUGUUCCUAACAUUACUAGAGACUGUUAUUCACCAUCAUCAGGAUCAUCAUCACAGCAGAAUUGUUCAUUGUUGUGUUCAGUGGUGAAUGUGAGUCAUGUGACUCUCUCCUGGUACAAAGGAAACAGUUUAUUGUCCAGCAUCAGUGUGUCUGAUCUCAGCAUCAGUCUCUCUCUACCUCUGGAGGUGGAAUAUCAGGAUAAAAACACCUACAGCUGUGUGCUCAACAAUCCCAUCAGCAACCAGACGAGACAUCUGGACAUCAGUCAACUCUGUUGCACAUGUUCAGGCUCAGUCUCUCUGAUAGUGCUGAUCUGUGCUGCUGGAUCUCUGUUGAUUGUAGCUGCAGUCGGGGUUUUCUGUAGGAAACACAGAGAAACUGAUCAAGAAGUUCAGACUCGUACAGAAGAGAUCCUUUACACUGAUCUGAAAUUCCACAAAAGAAAGGAACAGAAAUCGCAUGUUAAAGAGGAAGAUCAUGUGGAGUAUGCACCUGUUACCAUGAGAAGAUAA
Messenger RNA from Onychostoma macrolepis, 885 nucleotides. Its product is annotated as SLAM family member 5-like. NCBI's taxonomy places the organism in Eukaryota, Metazoa, Chordata, Actinopteri, Cypriniformes, Cyprinidae. The coding region runs from base 7 to 885 and encodes 292 amino acids. The transcript is spliced from 6 exons. The record is from RefSeq and is a predicted model, not a curated record.